CGAUUUGGCGCUUGAGUGUCCCCGGUUUACUGUAUGCUCCAAACUAGCUGUGGUUAUAUAGACACGUUACUUUAGCAUUUGACUGGUUUUACAUAUACAUAUACCCCUAUGCUGUUAAUGGAAAAUCAUGUCUGAGGAAGAAAAUAAGGUUUCCGAUGCACUUUUCAAAGAUGUCAAAUUCUACGUGGUAGGGGACAUUGACUAUAAGGUGGUGCAUUUGCUGAAAGCAGGGAAAGGGAAGGAGGUGUCCUACAAUGCUCUGGCCACUCAUAUCAUUGCAGAGGAUGGGGACAAUCCAGAGGUGGGCGAAUCAAGAGAGGUUUUUGACCUGCCUGUUGUCAAGCCGUCCUGGGUGAUCCUCUCUGUCAGAUGUGGAGACCUUUUACCAGUUAAUGGAUUCUCCCCAGAAUCAGGACAGAUAUUCUUUGGUGUGACAGCUUGUCUUCCCAGGCUUCCAGGUGAUCUCAAUGCUUUGUGGUCUUACAUAACCUUCUAUGGAGGGGAAUGUCAGCUUAACCUAAACAGAAAGGUUACCCACUUAGUAGUGAAGGAACCUGUGGGGGCCAAGUUUGAGUGUGCUCUGAAGCACCCUAGCAUCAAGAUUGUCACAGUUGACUGGAUAACAGAUUCUGUUAAAGAUAAAAGCAGGAAGGAUGAGCAACUCUAUCAUCCCAGACUCACAUAUAUGGAGCCUGAAGAAGAGGAAGACAGCGAAGGAGAGUCAUAUGACCAGCGUUCCCAUUCAGAUGGAAGCUACAGCCCCCAUCGAUCACAGCUGUUCAGUGAUGGCUCAUCUGGUGAGGAGUCCAGCCCUCGCAGGCGUCCAGGACCCAAAAAACUUAACUCUGUCUCCCCAACCUCCCCCCGCAAACCUGAGCACAACAGUGAGCGAAUGUUCGACGACUCUGACGAUGAUUCCUCCACAGAGAAGGAGGGCACCAACCUUAACUGGACACCAGCUGAAGUCGCCACACCACCCCAUCCUAUUCCAAGUGGCACAACCAGACAGCGGGGUGGGCCACCUGGCAACAAAGACCCAGUGUCAUCUACAGGCAGUGGGCUGAUCAACCUGUGUGCUACUGUGCCUCCUGUACCUGGCAGUGGAGGAGCUAUGCCUGCAGAGGUUUGCUCAGCCACUGCCAUUAGUCACACUACACAGCCAGGUGUAUCAGUUCCUGAAAGUAUCCCUGGGUGGAGCCCAGCUGCAAGAACCCUCCGCAACAUCACCAACAACUCCGACAUGCAGCCAGCCAAUCAAUCUGCCAACGUAGCACAUAUAAUUCAGAAUCUCACAGCCAAUCAGACAAAGCCAAUCGAACAUCAGACCUGUCAGAGCCAUGCUCAGACCCCUAACAGCGCCAACCCUCUUCUGUUCAAUCAGUCCAAACUAGUUGGCCAGCCCCUCACAUCAGAGCAACAGCAACAGUUACUGCAGCAGCAACAGACACACCAGACUGCCCAGCAACAACACCAACAGUUACCACCGCAGCCGCAGCAUCCCAUGAUGCACCUCCAACAGCAGCAUCAGAUGAUCCAGCUUCAUCACCAACAGCAACAGACACAGGUUUCACAACAACAAGGGUUCCCACAGUUGCCCCAGCAACAGCAACAUUUUCUGCAGCAACAGCAGCAAAUACACCAACAGCACAUGUUUUCACAGCAGCAGCCCCAGCAGCAGCAGCAUGCAUUCUCCCAGCAGCAGCUGCGGCCCCAACAGCUCCUACGGCCUGGUUUACAACAGCUGCAACAGCAGCAGGUACUGCAGCAACAGCUCCAGCAGUUCCAACAGCAGCAACGCAUGCAGAUGUUACAACAACAGCAGCAACAGCAAAAUCAACAGCACUUACAUCUACAGCAGCAACAGCAGCAUUUCCUUCAACAACAGCAGCACAUGCAGCACAUGCAGCAGCAGCAGCAGCAGCAGCACCUGCUAAAUCAGCAACAGCAAGUUCUGCAGCAUCAGAACCAACAGGCCCUGCAGCAGCAGAACCAGCAGACAACAAUGCAGCCUCACCUUCAGCAACCUCCUCACAUCUCCCCGCUGUUUGGACAUGAGCCAGGACAAGACAUUCCACAGGAUGGCUUCCUUCUGGGCUGUGUGUUUGCUAUUGCUGACUACCCAGAACAGAUGACUGACAAACAACUCCUGGCUACCUGGAAGAGGGUCAUCCAGGCAUGUGGAGGUGCUGUUGAUCCCACUCUGAGCAGCCGCUGCACACAUCUCCUAUGUGAGAGUCAAGUCAGCAACAUGUAUGUACAGGCACUCCGAGAGGGGAAGCGCUGUGUUACAGCCCACUGGCUCAACACUGUACUGAAGAAGAAGAGGAUGGUUCCUCCAUUUCGAACGUUACAUCUGCCCUUCGCCUUCCCUCCUGGAGCAAAACCUUGCUCUCAGCAUAUUAUAUCAGUGACAGGUUUUGUGGAUGCAGACAGGGAUGACCUGAAGUUGAUGGCCUACCUGGCAGGGGCCAGAUACACUGGAUAUCUGUGUCGCAGUAACACCGUCCUCAUCUGUAAAGAACCCAGUGGGCUUAAAUAUGAGAAGGCCAAGGAGUGGAAGAUUCCAUGUGUGAAUGCCCAGUGGCUGUGUGAUAUAUUGCUUGGCAAUUUUGAAGCACUGAGACAGAUUCAGCACAGCAGAUACUCAAUAUACACACACCCUGAACCACUUGUGCCUAAUCCACAGCUGGUCCAGAACCUGUUGGCCUCUUGGAGAAUACCCAUCAAAGUAUCUCCUGAAGCUUUGGCGAGUCUCCAGCUGCUCCAGAAGCAGAAAAUGACCGACUGCACCAACCAGCCUGCAAACAAGAAGGCCAGACUAGAGGAGAUCCAGUCCCCUAGUAAGAAGCUUCCACCAGAAUCAACUCCCAGAGUCAUGUUCACAGGCUUUGAGCCCACACAAGUACAGCAGUACACAAAGAGGUUACAUGCUUUAGGUGGCGAAGUAGCAGACAGCAGUCAGAAAGUCACUCACCUCGUGGCCAGUAAAGUGACCCGCACCAUCAAAUUCCUCACUGCCAUGUCUGUGGUCAAACACAUUGUCAGCCCAGAGUGGCUGGAGGAGAGCUGGAGGAACCAGAUGUUUAUAGAUGAGCAGAGUUAUACUCUGAGGGAUGCAGAGGCAGAGGUGUUGUUUGGCUUCAGUCUGGAGGAGUCAUUAAAGAGAGCUAACAAUGCACCACUUUUCAAGGGAAAGUACUUCUACAUCACCCCAGGGAUUUGCCCCAGCCUUAGCACCAUGAAAUCCAUCCUGGAGAGUGCUGGGGGAAAGCUGCUGGCCAAACAACCCUCCUACAGAAAGAUCAUUGAGCAUAAACAGAACAAGAACCUUCCAGAGAUAAUUUUAAUUUCCUGUGACAACGACCUUCACCUCUGUAGAGAAUACUUCUUGAAAAACAUCGAUGUCCACAAUGCAGAGUUCAUCUUGACAGGAGUUCUCACCCAGAAACUCAACUAUGAGUCCUAUAAGUUCACUUGAUGGUGUAACAAUAAUAACAUCAGGAAGGACAAGAAGAUGAGGAGGAACAGAUCAGGAUGCCACCUGUGUACAGUUCUGCGACACUGACUUUUCUAUGUUUCUAUUUCUGUGCAUAUAUCUCGACAUGUUUUGUAGCUUUUUGUUAACUGGUUGAGAAGAAAUACAUGGUUAUUUUUGUGAAAUGAAUGUUUAAAUUAUGGGGGAUUUUAACUUUUUUCAAAUAAAAUGUGUAAAGGCUUUAGCUCAUACAGAUUUGUUUUUCAAAUUAAAAUUGUACAUUUGUGAA
Molecule: messenger RNA, 3764 nt
Organism: Scatophagus argus
Lineage: Eukaryota; Metazoa; Chordata; Actinopteri; Scatophagidae
Gene: paxip1
Product: PAX interacting (with transcription-activation domain) protein 1
Exons: 23
Coding region: 128-3478 (1116 amino acids)
Biological process (GO): positive regulation of transcription initiation by RNA polymerase II
Cellular component (GO): nucleus
Source: RefSeq, a predicted model, not a curated record